This is a messenger RNA of Pseudophryne corroboree (corroboree frog), 1939 nucleotides long. RefSeq names its product upper zone of growth plate and cartilage matrix associated (gene UCMA). Gene Ontology annotation, cellular component: extracellular matrix. NCBI's taxonomy places the organism in Eukaryota, Metazoa, Chordata, Amphibia, Anura, Myobatrachidae. Gene Ontology annotation, biological process: regulation of osteoblast differentiation; embryonic skeletal system development. Bases 1038 to 1562 code for a protein of 174 amino acids. The record is from RefSeq and is a predicted model, not a curated record. The transcript is spliced from 8 exons.
UCCAAAAACAAAUUUUUGUAGUGUGGGGAAGAAUUAUUCAAACCUGUUAUAAGGGGGGAGACUGUGUAGUUGGGUUGGUACGAAAUCCCAUCAGUCAGGAUCCAGAUGGUUAGAAUCCCAAUGAAUAGUGGUAAGAAUUUUUACCGUACCCUAUCCUACACCUAUCCUUAACAUCUCCUUACCGCAGUCUAACACUAACCAACCACCUCAACAGCCUAACCCUAACUUCCCCAACUCCUGCAGCCUAACCCUAAUCCUCCCCCUAGUGCAGGGGUGGGGAACCUUUGGCCCUCCAGCUGUUGUUGAACUACACAGACCAGCAUGCCUUGCUACCGUUUUGUCCAUGCUAAAACUGUUGCAGGGCAUGCUGGGAUGUGUAGUUUAACAACAGCUGGAGGGCCGAAGGUUCUCCAUACCUGCCCUAGUGCCUAACCCCAAGGUCAGUACAUACCCCUGGGACCCAUCUGGAUUCUGACUGCCAGCAUCCCGAACACAUCCUGUGCAAUUGAAGGUGAAAUGUUCUUGGAUUAGUGAGUACGUCGGAACCUUUAUACCCUGUCUCUGGAUUUUUACAUGUCUUUAGGAGGUGCCAGAGAUCAGGCACUAUCCAAUACUUUCAGUGGGGCAACAUUUUGUAUAAUUGAAAUGUACUUUAUAUACUGUAGGAAAAAAAACAUGUCUAUGCAUUUUUUGUACAGGUUAUAGCCCAUCUCAUAAGGAAGACACCAGCAUUAGCAAUAAUCUGAUGAAGGAGAAACAAACUACUGUAGGCAGCCAAACAUGUUGAUAUAUUGUAAGAACAUGUAUGUUGUAUUCAUUUGGAAUGAUGUCGUGCUCUGGAAAUCGGAAGAUUAAAGUGAGCUGCCACUGUCUCAAAUAAAUGGGAUACUGAUACAGGACACUACAGCGAUCCCAGGGAAUAAAGGUCCACCAUCCGGUUCUCGUUCCUUGCCUCACCUUCCUAUCUGACACAUGAGGAAUUUCCAAAUUUCCCCAGUCUCCUGCAGCCCAUACGCAGCACAAGAAUCUCUGCAAAGAUGAGCUGGAAAAGAGUUGUGUUUCUGUCACUUGCUGCAGCAGUGGUUCUCCUAGCAGUUUUCCAGGUGUGUGAAAGUGCUUCAGUUAGAAAAAGUGAUGCUGGGGCUGCGAAGAAUAAGGAAAGUUUGAAGAAGAUUUUCAUGCAGGAAUCUGAGGCUUCAAACUUUUUCAAGAAACGUGGCAAGAGAUCAACAAAAUCCCAGGGUGAAAUAAAUGGUGAGGGUGUUUUGUGGAAACUUGUUUUCUUCUCUGUCCCAGUUUCCUUGAAAUUCUCCGGGAUCCAUGCUGUCGCUGCAAGGAUAUAUUACUGGAUUGCAUUUAGUUAUAAACAUGGUUUCAUUCCUAUUUAUGACUUGCUUGAGACCUUGGCAAAUAAUGAAUGUUUUGCAAAAAGUUUUUUUAAUACCUGUACCCACUCACUCCAAGAACAGGAAGAACGUACCCGCGAACAAGUAGAACAGUGGCGCCAGUGGCAUUAUGAUGGACUGUCUCCUUCCUACCUUUACCAGCGUCAAAACAUUUAAGAACAAUAGAAUUAGUGUACAUUGAAAACUGUUCUAUCAAUAACUAUAUAUAGUAAAACAAAUACCUACAGUUCAGAGCAAUACUAGUUUCCAAGGAUCAUAAAUUGUAUUUUCUCUGCAGGUUUCUUGUAUUAUUUGUAGGCCAUGGUUGCUCAUACGCAAACUGUCUUAUGUUGUAAAAUUUGUUCAGACUCUUACAGGAGAUUGUUUGAUAGAAAAUGUUACAAGUUUGCAUGUGCAAUAUAUAAUCAUCCUUCCAUACCAGGUUCCCCCCCCCCUUAGGGGGUGGGUGCUAAAAAACCCAAACCAUGUAUUAAGUGGUAUUUUCCUCAAACGUGAUUUCAUUUUAAACCUAAAUAAAACCGUUACAUAACGUA